Molecule: messenger RNA, 1533 nt
Organism: Gongylonema pulchrum
Lineage: Eukaryota; Metazoa; Nematoda; Chromadorea; Rhabditida; Gongylonematidae
Source: the annotation of a GenBank genome assembly
AUGUUUAUAGGGCGUUUACCACCAAUCAAACGCCGUGGUAAGCAAUCAAUUUAUGUUGCUACAAUUGAAAAAGCAAAUAUGUUGGUUAAUAGUUUGAUUGAAGAGAAUCGAAUCGAAGAAGUUGGAGUUGUCGUUGUCGAUGAGCUACAUAUGAUUGGCGAGGAAGUUCGUGGUGCAGCUAUUGAACAAACACUUCUCAAGUACAUGCACAAAGGUGCUGGUCAAAUAAUCGGUUUGUCGGCGACACUUUCGAACAUCGAACAGCUUGCAAGAUUUCUCUGUGCAUCGGUAUUUUCGACCGAAUUUCGACCCGUACGGCUGAUUGAAAAAGUGAAAAUUGGCAGCUCACUUUAUUUGGUCACUGCGGAUAGAAAAUUGGAAUUCCAGUCGGAUUUAGGCGAAAAUAAAUUACUGAGAAGUGAUCCCGAAGGAUUGGUACCGCUUUUGAGUGAUGUAUUACCCAGGAGAUCGGUUCUGAUUUUUUGCCCAACGAAACUGAACUGUGAAAAUGUUUGUGGAAUGUUAGCUCGCCUCAUGCCAAGGAAUGUUCGAGAGCGUAAAAAGGCUGAAAGGUUAUGUGCAUUAGAAGUGUUACGGGAAGAACAAGAUGGGAAACUUUGCGCUUUACUUGAAAAGAGUUUUUUGCGUGGCGUUGCCUAUCAUCAUAGUGGUUUAACGGCUGAUGAAAGGAGAAUUGUCGAAAAUGCUUUUCAGGACGGCGUGAUAAAUGUGAUAUGCUGUACAUCAACUCUAGCAGCGGGAGUAAAUUUACCAGCUCGACGUGUUAUAAUCAAAACACCUCUGGUUGGCAAGGAGCCGCUUCGUAAGGCGCAAUAUUUGCAAAUGAUUGGACGAGCUGGUCGAGCUGGAUAUGAUUGUAUAGGCGAAGCAGUGACAAUCUUGCAUCCGGGUACCCAGGAAACCAAGUUUUUGGAAAUGAUCAGUGGACCUUUGUUGGAUUGCAAAAGUUCGCUGAGUGAGCCUUCGCUGUUCGCAUCUUUCUUGCUCGAUUUGAUUUUCCUAAAGAUAGCGCAAACAAAGGAAGAAUUAGAAUGUAUCGUACAAAAAACACUAUUUGGAAUACAAAAUGAAAACAGUAAAGAGCUAGUGGCACAAACCUUGGAUUACCUCAAAAAUCAUGAUUUGAUCUGCAUCGAUACCGGUAUUAUAUUGUCCUCGGACUUCCACUUAAUAUUUAUCGUGGUACCAUUCAAUUUAGCUGUCACAAUUGACUGGGAUAUUUUUUAUGACGAGUACAUAUCCUUAUCCAAGUAUGAGCAGAUUUUGCUCGCACAACUGGGAUUAAACGAUAAGGAACUUAUCAAAUGUUUCAUUCUUCGACCGAAACUGAAAGAGGGCGAAGCACCGAUGCGCCUGUAUAUUUCGCUGAUGCUUCACAGACUCUGGAAACAGGAGACGUUGUACGAUGUUGCGGAGCGUUUUCAUGUAUCACGAGGUUGGCUGCAAAAUGCACUUCAAGCAACAUACUCACAGGCCUCAUCCAUAAUCCGUUUUGCAGAGGUAAGCCAUUAA